Messenger RNA from Chelonus insularis, 4969 nucleotides. RefSeq names its product putative leucine-rich repeat-containing protein DDB_G0290503. Lineage: Eukaryota; Metazoa; Arthropoda; Insecta; Hymenoptera; Braconidae. The record is from RefSeq and is a predicted model, not a curated record.
UACUAAAAUUACCGCCAUCAUUGGCUUUUUUCAUAUGUAGUGAUAAAGUGUAACACGUGUUUGUUAAUAAUUAUUUAAUAUUUGAUUAUUACUUCAAUUACAAUUAAAAUUAUCUUCGAAAUAAAAAAUGCCACGAACUAAAGAAUCCGAUGAUGAAUAUGAAAUAAAAACUGGCCGAAGAUCUAGAGCUGCUACUGGAACAAAUGUGGUCGAUUCACCUUUACGUCGUAGUACAAGAAAUAGACAGCAGAUAAAUCGUGAAUUAUCACCUGAUGGAGUAAAUAUUACAUCUGGACCGGUCACAAGAACUACUAGACGUAAAGCAGCUUCCCAAGAAGUUUUCACUUCAGAGUCUACACGUACAUUAAGACCAAGGAAAACUUCUGUUACUUCUGAUACUUCUGAAAAUCAUGAUGUAGAAACAGCUGAUAGUAAACGUACCACUAAAAAAAGUACGACAGCUGCUGCUACUUCAGAUACACCAACUAACAUUCGAUUACGACGGUCUGUUAGAGCUGGAUCUGAAUCAAAAACAAUCCAAUCUCCUGCAAAAGCAAAUCGACUUACUCGUGCCAGUUCAUUAGAUUUAGAAGAACGUGAUAAUGAAAUUCAAAAUAAUCUACAAGAAGCUCACAACAGUACACCAAUCAAAUUACGUCGACGAGCAUCAAUUCUUCCAUCUGAACCAACUUUAAUAGAGGAAAUCGAAAAAGAUCGUAACUCUCUUCAAGAAUCUUUACUUUCAAUAAUAGAAGAUGAUCAAAAAGAAAAAGAAAUUAAUGAUACAGAAGAUAAACAUAGCACAGUUGGUGAUUUUGCUCAACAUACAGAUUCAAUUAAAUCACCUAUCUUGCGAUUGAGUAGAGGUUUUACACCAGAAGUGGAAAUAGAUACCGAUCAAUCUAAUGAAAAUACAAAUGAUACUUCAACCAAUCCAUUAAAAAUUUCUAGUGGAUGUAGCUUAAAAUCAAUAUCAGAAGAAAUAAAUGAUUCGCAAUUGAAAGAAGAAUCAACCAUUUGUAAUAAAAACAAAAGUCGAAUCCAUGAAAUUAUUCAAACUCCAAAAGUAGUAGUAGAAAAAAUGAAGUUUCCAUUUGAAGAUCAUACUUCAGAAUCUCUCGAUGUAAGUCCAAACAAUAAAGAAAAUCAAAAAUCUAAUGUAACCAUUCCAAUAAAAAAAUUAAAAUUUCCAAAUUCUGAAGAAGUAUCAACUCAUCGAAAGUCUUUAACAACCAUAGCUUCUGAGAAAAUUUCAAUUGUGAAAAGAUUAAAUAAAACUAUAGAUGAUAAAAUGCUAAUAACUAAUGAAAAUUCAUCCAACGAAUCUUUGCCUAAAAAAUCAUUUGAGUUUUUUUCCAAUAUAAAAAUGAUUAAUGAAAAUGUUUUUUCAGUAAAUAUUGGUUCAAAAAAUGAAUCUAUUAUUAUUACAGAAAAAAUAAAAGAAUCUAAUUUCAAUGUUCAAAAUUCAGAAAACAGUAACAUAGAACAAGAAGAGAGCUUAAAAGAUACGUCAUCGAAUUCGAGCAUUAAUGAUAAUUAUCAAAUUUAUAAAAAAAAUAAUGUAAUAGACAAAUCUCUUUCUCAAAAUAAUGAGAUAUUAAAGGUGGUUAUUGAUGAAGAGGAAAUUGGUAGUUUAAAAGAAAAAUCUCAAAUUAUGGACGAAACAUCAAAUGUUAAGUCACUUUCGAUUGAAUCAGCAAAAGCUCGUAAAGAAAUUGAACUGAACUCUUUAACCGUUGAGGAAGUAAAUUCAAGUGUCGAUGAACCUGAAAAUGAUAAAUCAGAUAAAGGAAUAAUUUUGGAAAAUGAUUUUGAAGAUGAGCUUCCAAUAAAUAAAGCUAUAACACCUUCAAAAGAAGUUGAAGAAAAUGAUAGAGAAUCCAAUAAAAGUAUAGAUAAUGAAUUGGAUUAUGACCUGAACCAGUUAUUCAAAGAUAUCCCUGCUGAUGAAUGGAAUAAAGAACCUAUUCAGUCGAGUGAGAAUAAUAAAUUAGUGGAAAAAAAUUUGAAAAUUAACACAAAAAAACAAGAAAAUGAAAUCGACGAUAAAAAAGAAGAAAAAAAUUUUGAAAAAGAAUCAAUUGAAGAUUUUGAAUUGGUUUUAGUAGAUAAAAAAGCUUGGGAAGCAGCUGAAGCAGAUAGGUUGAAAAAAAUAAAAGAAGUUCACAAUUUUGAAUCUCUUGAUACUAUUCAGACAGAUACAUCAUUUCAAAAAUCAAUAGAUCCUCCCGCAUCUCCAUUAUUUGAAGAAUUAACGGAUGUUGAAGAAAAUGAAAAAAAAUCAGAAGAAGUUCAACAAGUAUUUGAGGAAGUUACAAACUCAUCUAAUAAUUCAUUGCUAGAACAGGUAAAUAAUGAUGAACGAAUUUCAGAUAAAAGUAAUGACAAUAUUGAAAAUGAACAUGAAACAAAAGAAACGCUUGUUUCUAAUAGUUUGAAAAAAGAAGUAAAACUUAAACAAAUAACUCCAUCAAAAUUUGGUUUUGUAACAAAUUCAAAGAAGUUAGUUACAGAAGAUAGAUUUAUUCGACAAUCUUUAGAUUCAUUAUUGUCCCAAAAUACAACAUUCAAAACAACCUCAUCAAAAACACGUAAAUCUUUAAAUCCCUCCAUUAAAUUAGAUAAUUUUACAUCAGACACUAAUGAACGAAACAAAAUUAACAGUUCUACAAAAUUUUUGGAAAACUCUUCCAAUAAAUCCCUAAAUACAUCAGAACCGGAAAAUAUUUAUGAAAUAGAUACAGAAAAAGAUGAGGAAAAGAAAAAAGAAGAUAUCGACAAAUCACUUAAUCAAUCAAUAAGUAAAAAGACCAAAGAUAAACUCCAUAAGUCACCUUAUAAAGAAAAGGUAGCUAAAAAUCUUAUGUCUCAAGUUAAUAUCGAUCCAGAUAUGCAAAGUAUUGAUUCUGAGAACGAAAGCGAUGAUCAAACUAUAACUUUACCUGCAUUUUUGUAUGGUGAAAGUAGUGAUAGUAGUAAUCAACAAAAAAAUGAUUCUUCUAGUACUGAUUCUGAUAUUGCCCGUGAGUAUAAUCUUAAUGGUGAUAGUGUUUUAGAAUAUUCUGAUGACAAUGUUUCAGAAGAUAUAUGUCAUGCAUCAGAAACAGAAUCCACUGAAAGUGAUGAAGAAGACGAUGAUAUGGCAGAUUUUAUUGUUGAUGAUGAUGAAGAAAUUGAGGAAGAGAUGGAAGAUGAAGAAUCUGAAUCAAAAGAAAAUAAAAGUGACAGCGAUAAUGAAAAAGAAAAUAUCAUUAAUAAUAAUGAGAAUAAAAUAACAAAUGAUGAGAAUGAAUCUAAUGAAGAAAUUGGAGAUGAUGAAACAUAUGAGAAAUUUGAGGAAAAUAAAAAUGAAUUAUUUUAUAAAAAUAUGGAUGUUGCAAAACACAAUAAACAAAAAGAAAAUCAAUCAACACACAGUAAGCCUAUAAUUUUGCAAGAAAAUGAUGUUUUCACGAAUGAAAAUCGAGUUUUAAAAAUGAUUAAAUCAAAAGUAGAUAAGUCAAACACUCCUCAAUUAGUUAAGUUUACGAAAAAAGAUACAUUAACACCAUUAAAAAAGUCAAUAAUUAAUUUUGAAAAUUCUUUUAACGUAGACGAUUCACCAAUUACUUUAAAAUCACCUAAAAUAUCUUCAGUCAAUAAAUCUAUGCUACCACCAUGUACUACUAGCCCUGAAACACUAUUAUUAUUGAAAGAGAAAUUAAAUGAUACACUUCCACCAUUAAAAUUAGAAAAAUCUGGUAAAAAAAGAAAAAGCUCAUUAUAUUUUGUUGAAGAUGCUUAUAACGAUAAACCUGCUGAAAUGGGUGUGAACAAAGAACCAAUCGAUAAAAUUGGUGAAGUAAAAUACGAAAAAAAAAAACAAAAGAAGAUAACAAAAUGCGAGCAACAUGGUUUUAGUGUUGAAGAUAUUUCUACUGAAAUUCAUGAAAGCUCACAAUUAUCUAAAAUUUCUCAUAAAAAUUUUGAAAAGCAGAAAAAGAAAGUAUUAAGAAAUGAUAGCUUUCUAAAUUCAAAUGUAGUUGUAGAAAAGGAAAAUAAAAAAAAAAAAAAGGGAAAAAAAUCUGUGGAAACAAAGAAAAAUAAAGAAAAAAUAAUUUCAAUAAAAGAAAUUAAUCAAACUUCUACUAAAAAAAUGAAGAAGAUAGAGGAUAGUAAUAAGAAUAACGUUGAUUUAAAAAGAACGAAACGUUUAUCUUCAGAAACUUAUUACACGGCCGAAGAAGCUGAUACUGAUUCUAUUAAAAAUUUGAAUGAUUAUCAAAAAAGUAAUAAAUUAAAAAGUAAUUUACCUAAAUUUACCAAUUCAGAAACAGAACAAUUAUCGAGUGUUCAAUCCACAUCAACAAUAAGACACAAAGUUAAAAGACUUCCUGACGAUGUUAUAGAAGGUCUUUUAGAAAUUCCUGUGCCACCAAAGAAAAAAAGGAAACUUCUUGUUGAUCAAAAAGUUUUACCAUCAAGACAAAUGUUCGAUUCAGAACAUCCCAAGCCAGAAAAUAUAAGUAUCGAAGACGAAGGAUAUAUUCCAUUGAGUUCUUCAGGUGGCACAACAUCAUUCUAUGUAAUGAACUUAGAUAAACCAAAAAAAUCUAAAAAACUAGCAGCAGUUUAUUCAUUUCGUGAACGCAUGUUGAGAAGAAAUCAACGUCAACCUAUUUCAGCUUACUUAAUCUAUCAACAAAAACUAAAAGCAGCAAAAAAUGGUAAAUAUUAAAUUUUCAUAAUAUCUAAUAUUACAUAUUAUUUGUAUUUGAAGAGUUUGUAUUAUUUGAUAUAGUUGUAAUUGAUCAUUUAAAAAAGAUUGUCAUUUUUAUUAAAUAAUUUUGUUAAUUGAUUCAAGAAAGUUAAGUUAAAUACAAAAAUAAUUAUCUGAGGGAAUAUUUUUCAAUAAUUUAUAAUUGACUGUAUUAACUGAGUUAAGUCCGCUAGAUUUGUACUUUAUCUUGAAAUGUAUUUAUUAAUUCCA